Cuscuta europaea is the source of this 1437-nucleotide messenger RNA. The record is from the annotation of a GenBank genome assembly. NCBI's taxonomy places the organism in Eukaryota, Viridiplantae, Streptophyta, Magnoliopsida, Solanales, Convolvulaceae.
CUGGGGCGCCGUUGUGGCACCUGGACAAUGGUCCCUCCAAAAUUUCGAACUAAAACAGCCAAUACGAUCACGGCUCCAGGCUCCUCUUGAAUUUAGAAUACUGGGUUUCUUCUUCCUUGAUUCAGGUUCCCACCUACGGUGAACGGGCUUGAUUCAUGAAUGGGUCAUCUCAGCCACUGACCAGAACCUUGAAAUACCUUCUUCCACGCUCGCCCCUCUGCACCAUUGCACAUUAUGAAGCACUCUUGUACCGUUGCUCUACCACCAAGUCAUUAAGCACCACCAAGCAAGUACAUGCUCCCAUUCUCAGGAUUCAACUCUUACACCAUUGCGACUCCACUCAUUUCCUUUCCCUCCUCACAGCUUCAUACGCGCUCUGCUCCCAAACUUCACUUGCUCGCAAGGUGUUCGAUGAAUUGUCUUUUAGAACUUUGUUUUCCUACAAGAGCAUGAUAAAAAUAUACACACAAACUGGGGCUCCCCAUAAUGCUCUCAAGUUAUUUGAUGAAAUGCUCCACUCCAGUCAGCAAAUGCCAGAUAGGUAUAUAUUUCCGUUUGUAAUUUGUGCCUGUGGUGAUUUAUUACUGCGUGAAAUCGGGGUCGUUGUUCAUGGUCUGACAAUAUUGACAGGGGUUGUCUUAAAUGCAUUCUUGGGGAAUUCAUUGUUGGUGAUGUAUAUGAAAUGUGGAGAUAAAGAGGGGGCAAGCAGAGUCUUUUAUGCAAUGCAGGAGCGAACUACGGUUUCUUGAAACAUUAUGAUUGGUGGGUAUUUCAGAAAUGGCAGUCCCAAGGAAUCCUUGCAGUCCCAAUUACAUGAAGAGAUCACCCUGAUGAUCUUAGGCCAUAUCAUUAUACUUGUAUGGUUGAUCUUUUUGAACGUUCUCGGCGGCUUGAGGAGGCUUAUGACUUGAUAAAAAAACAUGCGUUUCGGACCGACUCAUGUUGUUUGGGGUGCAUUACUUGGUGCUUGUGUUAUACAUGAAAAUGUUGAGCUCGGAGAGGUGGCUGCGAAGUGGCUUUUUGAGUUAGAGCCACACAACACUGGAAAUUAUGUGUUGCUUGGAAACAUGUAUUCUGCUUUGGGAAGGUGGAAAGAUGCUGAGAAUGUGAGACAUAUGAUGAAUGAAUUAGGAUUGAGAAAAAGGCCUGCCCAAAGUUCCAUAAGUCGAGGCGAUGGAUAUGCAGUGUCCAUCUUAACAACAUUACAAGUGUUGGAAGCAUUGGCGUAGUAAGGCUCAACCUGGUCACACUGCAAAGGCACGGCAAAAGCAACAUAACAUUCAAAAGGCAUCUGAUAUUAUUUGUAGCUUUGACAUUGCCCAAUAUAGUUUUGACCAUUUAUGUAUCCUGUUUUACAUUUAGUGCUUUUAAACAAUUGUGGACCUAUUGUUUGGUAUCCUUUUAUUAGCUAUUUUAUCUAAGAUUACUUUUAUUCUU